CCACUUCCGCCUCUUGACGUAACCAAGCAGUUCUGGUUUACUGUGAGCGGCAUUGUGCAACUUUCAAAAUAAACCAAUAAUUAGGGUUGAAGAUUUCACGCAAACUCCGUUCUGCCUACCGCCCAUCGAGCACUUGUAGGUGGAGACAACAACCAUCUUCAUCGGAGGAGGAAGAGCUGUUUAUACACAGACAUGAGUUCACAGAUCCGUCAAAACUUCCACCAGGACUGCGAGGCUGCGAUAAACAGGCAGAUCAACCUGGAGCUGUAUGCCUCCUAUGUUUAUCUGUCAAUGGCAUACUAUUUCGAUAGGGAUGAUAAAUCCCUUUUAAAUUUUGCCAAGUUCUUUAACGCACAGUCCAAGGAGGAGCGAGAGCAUGCAGAGAAGCUGAUGACUCUGCAGAACAAGCGUGGAGGCCGAAUCUUUCUGCAGGAUGUCAGGAAACCUGAUAGAGACGAGUGGGGCAGCGGCCUGGAGGCUCUGGAGUGUGCUCUGCAGCUGGAGAAAAAUGUAAACCAAUCCCUGCUGGACCUGCAGAAACUGGCAACUGAACACAAUGACCCUCACAUGUGUGACUUUAUAGAAACCCAUUUCCUGGACGAGCAGGUGAAAUCCAUCAAACAGCUGGCGGACUGGAUCUCCAGCCUGCGCCGGAUGGGGGCCUCUCAGAGCAGCAUGGCUGAGUACCUGUUCGACAAACACACCAUGGCUGAGGAGGGCAGUUAAACCGAGCUGCAACUCCUGCUCACGUCCGCACGAGAACUGCAUGCGAUACCUAGGCUGCUUCACUUUAUUAGGCCAAAGAUCACCUGUGACUUCUGCACUUUGUAUGGCAUUAAAGUCUCUCAUUCAGGCUGCUACUGCAUUCAUAUUCCGUUAGAUGGUCUACAGAGACCUGCUUCUCUUCAAGCAACACCUGUAUCGGGGCCGACGCUGCACUGCCGCAGCUGCACGAUAGAUACAUUACUCGUAUUUAGCAUCUGAAGAAAAAUUGUUACACAAAGUCCUUUUAUUUCUGAUUUUAAAAUAAAUACUUUCACCUUUUCAUAUAAAAGUAUUGCAGUUUAAGCAUUUACUGACUAACUGUAGUGCUUAAUAUUGUAUGUGAAUAUUUGUAUUUUUUUGUUUUAAGUCGACUUGUACUUGUAUAAUGAGAAAAUAAAGUAAUAGCACGCACA
Molecule: messenger RNA, 1178 nt
Organism: Cololabis saira (Pacific saury)
Lineage: Eukaryota; Metazoa; Chordata; Actinopteri; Beloniformes; Belonidae
Gene: fth1b
Product: ferritin, heavy polypeptide 1b
Exons: 5
Coding region: 193-726 (177 amino acids)
Biological process (GO): intracellular iron ion homeostasis; iron ion transport
Cellular component (GO): cytoplasm
Molecular function (GO): ferric iron binding; ferrous iron binding
Source: RefSeq, a predicted model, not a curated record